CAACUUUCUCUCUCAUUUCAAUUCCAGAUGGACUGGUCAAGAGGCACCAUCAUAGGCCGUGGAUCAUACGCCGUCGUUUCAUCUGCCACCUCCGAUUCCGGUGACAUCUUCGCCGUCAAAUCCGCCGACCUUUCUCUCUCUCACUCCUUACAGAAAGAACAGAGGAUCUUAUCUGUUUUAAGCCAUCCCUACAUAGUCGGCUACAUUGGGCAUGACAUUACCAUGGAAAAUCACGAGCUUGUUUAUAAUUUACUCAUGGAGCUCCUUCCCGGCGGUUCUUUGGCCGAUGAAAUUCUCCGGCGAGGUCGAUUGGAAGAGUCGGUAAUCGGUUACUACACCCGCCAAAUUUUAGAAGGGUUGAAUUACAUACAUUCGAUUGGAAUAUCACAUUGUGAUAUCAAGGGAGAGAAUAUUCUGAUCGGAGAAGAUGGUGUUAAAAUAUCUGAUUUCGGUUGUGCUAAAUUGGGUCAGGAGGAGGUUGAUCAACCGAUCGCCGGCACGCCUAUGUUCAUGGCGCCGGAGACUGCUUGUGGGAAGGAACAGGGGUUUCCGUCUGAUAUAUGGGCUUUGGGUUGUACGAUAAUCGAGAUGGCUACCGGACGACCGCCGUGGCUAAACAUGACAGACCCAGUUUCUGUUCUUUACAAGAUCGCGUUUUCCGGCGAGUUACCGGUGAUUCCGGACUACCUUUCUUGUAAAGCUAGGGACUUUGUGAGUAAGUGUUUGAGUAGAGAUCCAAAAGAACGGUGGACGGCGACGGAGCUUCUCAGACACCCAUUUAUGGAUGUGGAAUUUGGAAAGGUUAGUGUUAAUGUUAAAUUGCCUUGGAAUUCUCCGACGAGUAUAUUAGAUGAAGGGGUUUGGAGUGGGACAGUGGAAGAAGAAGAAGAAGUAUCGGAAAAUCUUGCCGGGGAGUGUUCGAGUUCACCGGCGGACAGAAUCCGGCGGCUUUGUUUGUUUUCAAGACAACCACCACCACCACCAGAUUGGAGACGUGAAGAGAGUUGGUUCAUUAUUAGAGAUCAUAAUAGCACAUGAAGACAUUAUUAAAUUAGAAUCUAGUUAGAAAGAGAUAUUGUAUUUCUUGUUACU
This is a messenger RNA of Impatiens glandulifera, 1092 nucleotides long. Its product is annotated as mitogen-activated protein kinase kinase kinase 17-like. The transcript has a single exon. Gene Ontology annotation, biological process: protein phosphorylation. The coding region runs from base 28 to 1038 and encodes 336 amino acids. Lineage: Eukaryota; Viridiplantae; Streptophyta; Magnoliopsida; Ericales; Balsaminaceae. Gene Ontology annotation, molecular function: ATP binding; protein kinase activity. The record is from RefSeq and is a predicted model, not a curated record.